Molecule: messenger RNA, 2122 nt
Organism: Hylaeus anthracinus
Lineage: Eukaryota; Metazoa; Arthropoda; Insecta; Hymenoptera; Colletidae
Product: glucose dehydrogenase [FAD, quinone]-like
Exons: 9
Coding region: 111-1985 (624 amino acids)
Molecular function (GO): flavin adenine dinucleotide binding; oxidoreductase activity, acting on CH-OH group of donors
Source: RefSeq, a predicted model, not a curated record
GUAUCCUUAUCGUUUUCGUGCAUAUCGUUGGCGAAGAGUUGCGAGUAUAAAAGAGGGUGGCGAGCAAAGGUUGGCAGCCAGUCGAAAAGCUCGACGCCGCACAUUCAACGAUGGUCCAUUCUCUCCAAUCCGCGCAUUCAUCGGCCAACGUGGGACUCGGUAUAACCGUGUCCCAGUCGCAGGUGUGCCCCGUUCCCUACGCAGGGGGACCACAGCUCAUGGACGUGUGCUCUGCGAGUUCGGCUAGCGUGUUCCUGUCUCUGUUGAAUUCUCUUCUAAUCCUAAGCCCGCCAAUCAACGACCCAUGUGGCCGUAUCCAACCAAUUGAUAAACCAGCUAGUCUGUACGACUUCAUUGUCGUGGGCGCUGGAGCUGCCGGCGCUGUAGUAGCUUCCAGAUUGUCAGAAGUAAACGGUUGGAAAGUUCUUCUGGUCGAAGCAGGCCCAGACGAACCCGCGGGAUCAGAAGUGCCCGCUAAUCUUCAACUUUACCUCGGAGGCGAGUUGGACUGGAAAUACUACACGACCAAUGAGUCGUUCGCCUGUCUAAACACGAAUGGUAGUUGUUACUAUCCCCGAGGUAAAAACCUCGGAGGAAACACGGUUCACCACGGUAUGGCCUACCAUCGAGGUCACGCCAAGGACUUCGAGAGAUGGGUUGACGCUGGCAACGAAGGAUGGUCCUGGGAAGAGGUUUUGGAAUACUACAAGAAAUCAGAGGACAACAGGGAAAUUGGAAGAGUCAGCGCCAAGUACCACGCUCAGGGUGGACCCAUGACCGUCGAAAGGCUUCCCUGGCAACCAGAGUUCACCAAUACCAUCAUGGAGGCCGCAGAGGAGGUAGGAUUCGGUGUCACCGAAGACAUGACCGGCGACAAGGUCACCGGAUUCACCGUUGCUCAGACCAUCAGCAGAAAUGGUGUCAGGCUCAGCAGUGUCUCUGCGUUCAUCAGACCAGUUUCCAAUCGUCCGAAUCUCGACGUAGCCAUCAACGCUAUGGUCACGAAGAUAAUCACCAAUGGAAAGACGGCGAUCGGCGUUGAAUUAAUUAUGAACGGAUUGACUUACAUCGUGACGGCUCAAAAAGAAGUGAUCGUGUCCGGAGGCACGAUAAACUCGCCACAGCUGUUGCUUCUGUCUGGAAUCGGACCCAAAGAACACCUGCAGUCCAUGAACGUUCCCGUCGUUCACGAUCUCCCAGGUGUAGGCGAGAACUUCCACAACCAUCAGUCUUUCGGUAUUGCCUUCACCUUGGACGAGCAAGCCUACUCAUUAUUCACGUCGGAAUCUAUGAACCAAUAUCUGUACGAUCAGACUGGACCAAUGUCUGGCACGGGCUUGGCGCAAGUGACUGGUAUACUGGCAUCCGAGUACACGACUCCCGACGACCCAGACAUCCAAAUCUUCUUCGCUGGCUACCAGGCCGUAUGCACCCCUAAGAUAACCGUACCUGACUUGAGGACUUACGAUAACAAAAUGACCGUCAAAUUCACCUCUGUCAACGUGCAGCCACACAGCAGAGGUCGCGUCAUGCUCAAGGACAACAAUCCAUUUUCCCACCCAAGCAUCUGGAGUAACGAUAUCGGCUCCGAGAUAGACGCAAACAUCAUCGUAUCUGGUAUACGUUCCAUCCUGAAACUGGCUAAUUCCACGGCUAUGCAGAAACGUGGACUGCAAAUGGCCCACGAACCUAUAAAAGAGUGUACCGCCCGAUACUGCAUGGGCACCGAUGAUUAUUGGAGAUGCGCCAUUAGUUGGGACACGAGACCAGAAAACCACCAAAGCGGUUCCUGCAAGAUGGGCCCAGCCUCCGAUCCAAUGGCAGUCGUUGAUCCUCGAUUGAGGGUGCACGGUAUGCAGGGACUGAGAGUGGCCGAUGCCUCCAUCAUGCCACAAGUUGUAUCGGGUAAUCCAGUUGCUGCGAUCAAUAUGAUCGGAGAAAAGGCUGCAGACAUGAUCAAACAAGACUGGGGACAGCCCAUCUAACAGAAACGGACUAUUACUGACUGGCUAUAACAAAAAUAUGGAAAUAUACCAAAGGAUAAUAUAAGCAUUAGGGUCGUAAAGUGGAGAGAUCGGAGUCUACAUGUUUAAAUAAAUGAUUAUAUGGCUUCAUCUGUAAA